Molecule: messenger RNA, 1179 nt
Organism: Toxorhynchites rutilus septentrionalis
Lineage: Eukaryota; Metazoa; Arthropoda; Insecta; Diptera; Culicidae
Exons: 1
Coding region: 1-1179 (392 amino acids)
Source: RefSeq, a predicted model, not a curated record
AUGAUUCAUCCUGGGCCAUACGAACUGAAUUCGACAAUUCAUGAAGAGAAUGCUGCUACAGGAUCAUCCGCAUCUAGGCCUGCGAAUCCAGGUGCUUCCAGCGCUCUCACCGUGUCCGUUGCUCCUGUCCUUAAAUCUCCGCCUUCGAAAGCAGGGCUCCAUCCAACCAGCGUUCUGCUGACCACUGUUGUAUUAAUCGUAGUGGAUGUUUAUGGUCAAGAGCACGCCGCCCAUGUCUUGCUGGAUACCGGCUCUCAACCGAAUGCCAUUAGCGAACGUCUAUGCCAGCAACUUCAUUUGAGCCGCAGAUCCGUCAACGUACCAAUCGCCGGCGUAGAUGGGACCGUUACGAAAGCAAAACACGAAGUAUCUGCUGAGAUUCUAUCACGCGUGUCAGAUUUCCGUGAAGUGUAUGAUUUUUUAGUAUUGAGGAAAGUUACUUGCGACACUCCAUCGGUACCAUUCAGUACUUCUGAACUAGAGAUUCCCGAGAAUCUAGUUUUAGCUGACCCUGGCUUUGGAACUCCACGUAGAGUGGAUAUGAUAAUAGGUGCCGCUCAUUUAUAUUCUUUUUUGCGGAAUGGCCAGUUUCGUUUACCGAAUCUCUUGUUUAUCGAGACGGUGUUUGGAUAUAUUGCGUCCGGGAAGAUCUUCAGUACCAACGAACACUUCCAGAGAUCGAUAACAACUUGUCAUGUAGCGACAAUCGUACCGAUCGAUGAGCUUCUGCAGCGUUUUUGGAGAAUAGAGGAUGUGAGCGCUUCCCAUUACUCUGUCAACGAGCAAAUAUGCGAAAAUUCCUACCACGAAACAGUCUCCCGUGAUUCAUCCGGACGAUACGUCGUUCGAAUGCCCAAACGUCCCGAAUUUGAACAAAUGAUUGGGGAAUCAAGAUCCAACGCGAUGCGACGUCUCAACUUGCUGGACAAAAGGCUGCAGAAGGAUAAAGAACUGAUGAUUCAGUACCAUACAUUCAUGAACGAGUAUAUAAGUCUUGGCCAUAUGAUACCCGCUCCUGAUGAUUAUGAAGCUUCCACAAUCAGUUGCUACCUCCCGCACCAUCCCGUUCCAAAGCAAUCAAGUUCAACGACGAAAGUACGAGUCGUGUUCGACGGUUCAGCGGAAACUAGUACCGGGCACUCACUAAACAACGCACUAUUAGUAGGGCCAGUCGUCUAG